GGGCGGGGACUGGUCCGUGUCUCGUGCACCACUGUCCACACGCCACACUGUCAGCAGCACGGCUCGUGCAGCGGCUGCGGAGGAGGGCGUGAGCGUGCGCGAGGAAACCGGGAAGCAAGCAGACAGCGACGUCAAGACGUCCGUCUCGAGCGACAUGGCAGACCCCGCAGUCCCAGAGCGCAGCGAUGGAGACGGCGCGGAGGGCGCGCGGGGCUUCGCCAGACAGGGAGCUCUGAGACAGAAGAAUGUGCACGAGGUGAAGGAGCACAAGUUCAUCGCGCGCUUCUUCAAACAGCCGACGUUCUGCAGCCACUGCACCGAUUUCAUCUGGGGAUUCGGCAAGCAAGGCUUCCAGUGUCAAGUGUGCUGUUUUGUGGUCCACAAACGCUGUCAUGAGUUUGUCACCUUUUCCUGUCCUGGGGCAGACAAAGGACCAGCGUCAGAUGAUCCUCGUAGUAAGCACAAGUUUAAGGUGCACACGUAUUCCAGUCCCACGUUCUGUGACCACUGUGGAUCACUGCUGUACGGCCUCAUUCACCAAGGCAUGAAGUGUGAACACUGUAUGAUGAAUAUCCAUAAGCGAUGUGUUGCCAACGUUCCAAGUCUUUGUGGAACCGAUCAUACAGAGAGGAGAGGACGCAUCCACAUCACGGCCCUGAUCAAGAACGACACACUCACGGUCACCGUGCAGGAGGCUCGUAACCUGGUGCCCAUGGACCCAAACGGCUUGUCGGACCCUUAUGUGAAGCUCAAGCUGACCCCUGACCCCAAGAGUGAGAGCAAGCAGAAGACCAAGACCAUCAAGUGCUCCCUGAACCCCACAUGGAACGAGACCUUCAGCUUUACUCUUAAGGAGGUGGAUAAGGAUCGACGUCUCUCUGUGGAGGUGUGGGACUGGGAUCUGACCAGUAGGAACGACUUCAUGGGCUCUCUGUCCUUCGGCAUCUCGGAGCUGCUCAAACAAGGCGUCAAGGGAUGGUUUAAACUCCUAGGACAGGAAGAAGGUGAGUACUUCAACGUUCCUGUACCUGAUGAAGAGGACGGCAAUGACGAACUACGCCAAAAGUUUGAGAGGGCUAAGAUUGGUGGAGGCUCAGAGACGGACGGCUUCUCACCCAAUGAGAUCUCCAACUACGAUGCCAACGGCAACCAGGACCGCAUGAAGCUCUCCGACUUCAACUUCAUCAUGGUCCUGGGAAAAGGCAGCUUUGGAAAGGUGAUGUUGGCUGAGCGUAAGGGCUGUGCAGAUGAGCUGUAUGCGGUGAAGAUCCUGAAGAAGGACGUGGUGAUCCAGGACGAUGACGUGGAGUGCACCAUGGUGGAGAAACGUGUGCUCGCCCUGUCAGGAAAACCACCCUUCCUCACCGCACUCCACUCCUGCUUCCAAACCAUGGACCGGUUGUACUUUGUGAUGGAGUAUAUUAAUGGCGGAGACCUCAUGUACCAGAUUCAACAAGUGGGCAAAUUUAAGGAGCCGCAUGCAGUGUUCUAUGCAGCAGAAAUUGCCAUUGGACUGUUCUUCCUUCACCUAAAGGGCAUAAUUUACCGGGAUCUAAAGCUGGAUAAUGUCAUGCUGGACUCCGAGGGUCACAUUAAGAUAACAGACUUUGGAAUGUGCAAAGAGAACAUGGUGGACGGCAUCACAACCAAGACCUUCUGUGGUACACCUGACUAUAUCGCCCCAGAGAUUAUAGCCUAUCAGCCAUAUGGGAAAUCAGUUGACUGGUGGGCGUUUGGAGUACUGCUCUACGAGAUGCUGGCCGGACAGCCUCCGUUUGAUGGAGAGGAUGAGGAUGAGUUAUUUCAGUCCAUCAUGGAGCAUCACGUGUCCUACCCCAAGUCCAUGUCCAAGGAGGCCGUUGCCAUAUGCAAAGGAAAAACCCGGCGGGACGUAGGGAACUUUGAUAAGGAGUUCACCAAGAUGGCCGUUGAGUUGACCCCCACAGAUAAGCUUUUCAUCAUGAAUCUCGACCAGACCGAGUUCCAGGGCUUCUCCUACACUAACCCCGAGUUCGUCAUCCAAGUCUAGAACAUUCUAGAACAUUCUAGAACAUUCCAGAGUGCCCACCGUGAACAUUCUCACACAACCCAGAGAUGCCACAUUUGAACAUUCUGUCCACUACAGGGUUCCAUGUAUGAUGUUGUAUCCCAGCACAGAGUUCCAUGCCUGACGUUCUAGUCCAGCCAUACCUGACCAGAGUUCUAUGUGUCAAGUACAAACAAAGCUACUGCCCCAACCCAACAUCAACUGCCCCAAGCCACCCCCCUGCUGCUCCAACCCAACAUCAACUGCCCCAACUACCCCAAGCCACCCCCUGCUGCUCCAACCCAACAUCAACUGCCCCAGGCCAGCCCCUGCUGCUCCAACCCAACAUCAACUGCCCUAAGCCACCCCCUGCUGCUCCAACCCCAGGGCCAUCCCUCUAUAUCCCCUCCUGACUCCAGAUUAGGAGCCUCUUCUUGCAGUCCACCUUCUCCAGAUGUGUUCAGAACCAAACCAGAGAUCAGCUCGAACCAGAGACCAGCUCGAACCAGAGACCAG
Messenger RNA from Alosa alosa (allis shad), 2542 nucleotides. RefSeq names its product protein kinase C, beta a (gene prkcba). The transcript has 17 exons. NCBI's taxonomy places the organism in Eukaryota, Metazoa, Chordata, Actinopteri, Clupeiformes, Clupeidae. Gene Ontology annotation, molecular function: diacylglycerol-dependent serine/threonine kinase activity; ATP binding; zinc ion binding. The coding region runs from base 155 to 2029 and encodes 624 amino acids. Gene Ontology annotation, biological process: protein phosphorylation. The record is from RefSeq and is a predicted model, not a curated record.